This is a messenger RNA of Delphinapterus leucas (beluga whale), 7759 nucleotides long. The record is from RefSeq and is a predicted model, not a curated record. NCBI's taxonomy places the organism in Eukaryota, Metazoa, Chordata, Mammalia, Artiodactyla, Monodontidae.
GACAGGAAGUCCCGCCCCUUCCUCCCAGAGGGAAGACGGUGAGCCGGAGGAGUCAGUCAGAGGGGCUAGCAGGAGCGAUUCCGUCGGCAAACAGGUUAUGUGUGCCCAGUGAGCCACCCCUGACACAAGAAGCAUCAUCAGCCUUUAUUAGUGAUGGAUACUGAGAAGAAACCAGAGAAUGAUGAGGGUGACAGCGCAAACAAGGCAGCAAAAGACUGGAGAAAUAGUUCACCCCGUGAUGUAGAUUGUGGGCCUGUAUCUGUGGUGAUAGCAGAUUCCUCUGAAAAUUCCACAAGCAAAAGAGGCUUUUUAGAGUCAUCAGACUUUGACAGCGCUGUCGUGGGGAAUGAUGGAAAUGAACACGCUUCCAAGAGAAUGAAAUUAGCUGAGGCAGAGCCCCUCCAGUCGGGAGAGCUGGGCAUCCCUGGGUCAGAGAGGCCUGAGGGCUCAGGCCCAGAAGCGGGUGUCCCGUUGGCGGGGACAGGGGUGGGGGCCCUCCUUAGUGACCCUGAUGGAGGCGUGUGUCUUCCUGGUGCCUUUGCUGCCCCCUGCAACGUUAACCCCACGGACGCUGCUUCUCUGGAAACAGAUGCUGAGAAGAAGCCCGCUCAGGAAAUGGUUUUCCUUGAUCCAGGAAGAGAGCUUCCCUUCCCCCAGAACGAGAUGCCUGCGAGCAGUACCCUCGGAAGUGUGGAUGCAGUUCUGCAGUGCAGUGCGUGUGGUCACUCGUUUGUUUCCUGCUCCGAUUUGGAGAAGCAUGCCGAGUGUCACAUGCAGCAGCCUGAGGACCACGCCUGUGGCCCCUGUGGCCACAAAGCGGAGAGCAGCGCAGCCUUACAUGUGCACGUCAGGCAGGCGCACGGGCCGCAGAGGGUCUUUUCUUGUGACCUCUGUGGCUUUCAGUGUGUGGAGGAGAACCUGUUGAACGCACACUAUCUUGGCAAAACACAUCUCCGGCGUCAGAACCUUGCUGCUCGCGGAGGGUUUGUACAGAUCUUAACCAAACAGCCUUUUCCUAAGAAGCCAUGUCCCAUGGGAACAAAAAGUGUUCAUACAAAGCCAAGAGCGUCUAAGCCAAUAGCAAAGAAUGGCAGUUCAAAAGGAUUACGAAACGUUGGAAGCAAAUUUAAAGAUUUCAGAGGAAGCAUUUCUAAACAAAGUGGAAGUGGCAGUGAGUUGCUGGUUGAAAUGAUGCCAUCCAGGAAUACUUCGCCAGAAAAAGUAGAGAUUGUUGAAGAAAAUGUAACCUCCCUCGAUAUACCUCGGAAUCCUGAAAACCAGAGUAAAAAGUUAGGAGACUUAGUCACCUCAGAGGGUCUCCUAGAGAAAUUGGAAUCUACCAGAAACACCCUCCAGGCAGCCCACGGUGUCAGUACGGCCUCAAGACCUAGACCUGAGCGGAACGUUCUCAUGCUGGGCAGCAGCUUCCGACGACGCAGCGGUGCUUUCGCCCUAAGGGGCCAGGCGAAGAAAAGGUUCACUCUUUUAGGAGUUAACAAAAGAGGCACUACUGAAACUCAGAGGCUGUGCUUGAAACACUUUAGAACACAGAUGAAAACAAGUGAUGCUGAGUCAACACCUCAGCAUGCAGAAACCGGUGGCAGCAUCCAGGGUCUGUGCGUCACAUCCGCAGAGACCCAGGACCUGAGGCAAGACAGGAGAAGCUCCCAUCUCCCAUGCUCCUUUGACUCAGUGACGGUGAGGCCGCCUUCGGACGACCAGGUGUUGUGUACGUGUACAGACUGUGGACACACAGCCACAAACAGGACAGAGUUGGAAAUCCAUGGGAAGAGGUGCCACGCAGGAGAGAUGCAGUCUCACUGCCAGACAUGUUGCUUUUCCAGUGCGUCCAGGAGGGACUUGGAUGCACACUCGCACAAUAACCAGCAUCAGCAGACCGCCCCCGGCCUCAGUUGUCAGUGUUGUUCCUUUACUUCCUUGAAUGAAAUGUACCUGAGAGAACACAUGAAGGAAAAGCACAGUAGGGGUUUCCUUUGCACGCCUUGUGAUCUGUGCUUCUCGUCUGAGAAAGACAUGGAGGAACACAAGACAACUGAGAAGCACAUUCACUUGUUGGGUCAGCCAAAGACUUCUCAAUCAUUUAACAAUGAUUUGGUUUUACAGACUUUACCUUUAAGUACUUUAGAAUCAGAAAAUACAAAAGAUUCUGUGAGUGAGUCAGGAAAAGCAGCUCAGGAAGAGCCAGUUCAGUCCAGGGUAAGCCAUGGAAAUGAAGUAAGACAUGCGAAUAAGCCUCAGUUUCAGUGUAAGAAGUGUUUUUAUAAAACAAGAUCUUCCACUGUUCUCACAAGACACAUAAAACUCCGCCACGGUCAAGACUAUCACUUUCUGUGUAAGGCAUGUAAUCUUUACUCAUUGAGCAAAGAAGGAAUGGAGAAACACAUUAAGAGAAGCAAACAUCUUGAAAAUGCUAAGAAAAAUAAUAUUGGCUUAAGCUUUGAAGAAUGUAUUGAAAGGGUCUGCAUAGGUGCAAAUGACAAAAAAGAAGAGUUUACCAUUUCUGGGAAUGGAAGGAUAGAAGGCCAUGUGGAAGGUGUGCAAUUCCAGGAGCACACCUGUCUCGACAAGAGCAUCCUCCUUCCCCAGGAACUGUCACAAUCUGGUGUAAUCACCAAAGAGGCUGAAUUAACUUUGACCACUGCCCCAAAGAGAGGGAGACCUAAAGGUAACAUCUCACGGACGUGUUCACAUUGUGGUCUUUUGGCCUCGAGUAUUACAAACUUGACCGUGCACAUUAGACGAAAACACAGUCACCAGUACAGUUAUUUAUGCAAAGUGUGUAAGUAUUAUACUGUAACUAAGGGAGACAUGGAACGUCAUUGCGCCACCAAGAAACAUAAAGGACGUGUAGAAAUAGAAGCGAGUGGAAAACCAAGUUCAGAUAUCAUUGUUGGCCCGGAAGGGGGGAACCCUGAAGCCUGUAGGAAGAACACCACUUCAGCAGUUUCGGAUGUACCUGCCAACGAGUCAGCUGAAGCAGACACCUGUGUUUCGGAAAAGCCAGUACUAGAGCAAGGGAAUCCAGUUGAAGUCGACGUUGAGAACGUAUUUCAUUCUACAGAUGGGGAAACUAACGGUCACAUUCUUGAGAGAAAGGAACAAACGUCUCUAGAACCAGAGGACCUUAUGCAUCAGGGCAGUGCCUGCUCCCAGGGAGAUGACGCAGGUACAGGAGAUAACAAAUGUGCGCGCUGUGAGUUUAACGCUUACUCUUCUCCUUCUCUAGAACUGCACGUAAAACGGAAACAUACAAGAGAGUUUGCGUUUUAUUGCAUGGCGUGUGAUUACUAUGCUGUGACUCGGCGGGAGAUGACCAGGCACGCAGCAACAGAAAAACAUAAGAUGAAAAGGCAGUCUUACCUGAACUCUUCUAACGUAGAAGCCAGUUCUGCAGAAAUGUCCAAAACCAUCGUUAUUCCUGAAGGGCAGCAUCAGCAAAGUUCUGAAGAGUUUCAGAUAAUUUCAGACCAACCCUCUGAAACUCUAAGAACUAGAAAUGCUGCUGAUUGUUCUAUUUUGGAUGAGAAUACUAAUUUAGAUAUGUCCAAAGUGCUCUGCGCUCCUGGCUCUGUAGAAAUUGAGACUGAGGAAGAAUCUAAUCUCAGCGAAGAUCAUUCCUUUUGUGAAGCUUUCCAGCCGCCCCUUGCCAAGGAUAAAGUUACAAAACCGGAGGAGAUGGUGUCCCUUAAUAUUUCCUCUAAUUAUGGCUCCCCAGGCAACUUUCAGAAUGAAAAUUCAGGAAGCUCAGCUUUGAAUUAUGAGACAGCAAAGAAAAACCACAGUAUGUUGAAUGACGUCAGUGAUCCAGACACACAUUUCAAGAGUGAUGGCGGAAACGUAGGGGACAAGGCAGAUAAAGUCCUUGGCAAACGUGUGUGCCCCGGAGCUCUAGAAGGAGAGCAUUCGGCUGAGAGCACCAUGCUGAGAGCAACUGGAGAAGAGCUCAACCUGGGUGGCAGUGGUCAGAACAAAGUUGGAAGUGUGCAGAGUUCAGGGGAUUUGAAAGAUGUGCCAGAAGAUCCCGUUCUAGAGAAUAAGGAGAUUCUGAUGAAUUCCCAACAUGAAAGUAAAAUAAUUUUGGAAGAGGAUGGUCCAGCUUCUGAUAGCACCGUUGAAAAUACUGAUGUUUAUGAAACUAUAAUCAGUAUUGAUGAUAAAGGACAAGCCGUGUACAGUUUUGGCCGGUUUGAUUCUUCCAUCAUAAGGAUAAAGAACCCCGAAGAUGGGGACCUGUUAGACCAGUCUGAAGAGGGGCUCAUAGCAGCAGGAGUGAGAAUGAGUGAGUUGCCCUUAAAGGACUGUGCUCAAGGUGUGAAAAAGAAGAAAUCCGACGGCAGUUCCCUUGCCGAAUCCACACGAAUUCGUUGUGAUGACUGUGGCUUCUUAGCAGAUGGUUUGAGUGGACUGAAUGUUCACAUAGCCAUGAAGCAUCCUACAAAAGAGAAGCACUUCCACUGUCUGCUGUGUGGAAAGUCGUUCUACACGGAGAGCAACCUCCAUCAGCAUUUGGCCAGUGCUGGUCACAUGAGAAAUGAACAGGCCAGCGUUGAGGAGCUUCCCGAGGGAGGGGCCACCUUUAAAUGUGUCAAGUGUACAGAGCCCUUUGAUUCUGAACAGAAUUUAUUUCUGCAUAUUAAAGGGCAGCAUGAGGAACUGCUCCGAGAGGUGAAUAAGUACAUAGUGGAAGACACUGAGCAAAUCAACCGCGAGAGAGAGGAAAAUCAGGGGAACGUUUGCAAGUAUUGUGGGAAGAUGUGUCGCAGUAGCAAUUCGAUGGCAUUCCUAGCACACAUUCGCACUCACACAGGAUCAAAACCAUUCAAGUGCAAGAUAUGCCAUUUUGCAACAGCUCAGCUUGGCGAUGCCAGAAACCAUGUCAAAAGGCACCUUGGGAUGAGGGAAUACAAGUGUCAUGUCUGUGGGGUUGCUUUUGUAAUGAAGAAACACCUAAAUACUCAUCUACUGGGAAAACAUGGAGUUGGCACACCAAAAGAAAGGAAAUUUACAUGCCGCCUGUGUGAUAGAAGUUUCACAGAGAAGUGGGCCCUGAACAACCACAUGAAACUCCACACGGGGGAGAAGCCAUUCAAGUGUACCUGGCCUACCUGCCAUUACUCCUUCCUCACGGCCUCCGCCAUGAAGGACCACUACAGGACGCACACAGGCGAGAAGUCGUUCCUGUGUGACCUGUGUGGCUUUGCUGGCGGGACCCGGCAUGCCCUCACCAAGCACCGCAGGCAGCAUACAGGAGAAAAACCUUUUAAAUGUGAUGAGUGUAACUUUGCCUCCACGACCCAAUCUCAUCUGACGCGGCAUAAGCGGGUACACACAGGAGAGAAGCCCUACAGGUGCCCCUGGUGUGACUACAGGUCAAACUGUGCUGAAAAUAUCCGCAAACACAUUCUACACACGGGCAAACAUGAAGGGGUCAAGAUGUACAACUGCCCCAAGUGUGACUAUGGAACCAACGUCCCUGUGGAGUUUCGAAACCACUUGAAAGAGCAGCACCCUGACAUCGAAAACCCUGACCUGGCCUACUUGCACGCAGGAUACGUCAGAAACGAAACAAAGAUCCCUGCUUGUGGAGCCUCUGUUCUACCAGAGGGAGACAGAUACUCAACAGAAGGCCUGAUAAGCAUUGUGUCCAAGUCCUACGAAUGCCGUCUGAAGGGCCAGGGGGCCACGUUCGUGGAGACGGACAGCCCCUUCACGGCGGCCGCGCUGGCGGAGGAGUCUCCGGUCAAGGACAGGCCCCUGCAGGGCAGCAGGAGGCCGGCGGCGCCGCCGGAGCCGGUGCAGCAGGUCAUCAUCAUCCAGGGCUACGACGGGGACUUCGCCCUGGACGCCUCCGUGGAGGAGACGGCCGCGGCCACGCUGCAGACGCUGGCACUGGCCGGCCAGGUGGCCCGGGUGGUGCACAUCACGGAGGACGGGCAGGUCAUCGCUGCGGGGCAGAGCGGGGCGCCCGUGGGCGGCGGGGCGCCCGGGCCUGGGGUGCCGGAGCAGCUGGCAGACGGAGCCACGCAGGUGGUGGUCGUGGGGGCCCCGAUGGAAGGCCAUGGCAUGGACGCACCCCUCAGCCCCAGCGGGGCUGCAAUUCAGCAGGUGACCAAGCAGGGGAUUCUAGACCUGGCCGAGGCCGGCAUCCCCCCGCCGGACACGGCCUCGGCCUUGGACGCCCUGCUGUGCGCGGUCACGGAGCUGGGAGGGGCGGAGGGCCGGGCCGCGGCCGAGGAGAAGGGCAGGGCCGGCCCCAGAGACGUGCUGGUCCCGCUGCCAGGGCAGGCGGCGGACCCCGCCGCAACCCCGGCCGAGGCCCACGAGAUCCACGUGUGCCACGACGUGCAGGACGGUGGCACCGCCCUGGAGCCCGCGGGGGCGCUGAGCCGCGCGGUCCGGCCCGCGGCCCUGAUCGCGUCGCAGGAGCGCGCCCAGCUGGCCUUCAGGAAGGUGGUGCAGGGCGUGCUGCAGUUCACAGUCUGCGACCCGGCCGCGGCCGGCCAGCUCAUGAAGGACGGUGUCACGCAGGUCAUCGUGAACGAGGAGGGCACCGUGCAUAUGCUGGCCCGGGAAGGCUCCCAGAUCAUCAUGCAGGAAGCCCAGGCCCACGGCCAGCGCAUGGACCUGGCCGAGUCGGAUGGCGAGAUCUCGCAGAUAAUCGUGACCGAGGAGCUGGUCCAGGCCAUGGUCCAGGAGUCCGGCGGCGGCUUUCCCGAGGGGGCGACUCAUUACAUCGUGACAGAACUGCCCCCGGGGGCGCAGGACGAGACGGGCGUGUACUCGCACACCGUGAUAGAGACGGCCGGCUCUCAGGAGAUCCUGCAGGCCGGGGCCGCACUCAGCGCCGAGGCCGUGGUCCCCGGCGAAACAGAGCAGCUGACGAGCAUGGUCAUAUACACCCAGGAGGGCUCCCCGGCGGCCGCGGUAAUCCAGAGCCAUAGAGAGAGCAGCGAGCUCCACGAGGCCUGAGCCCGGAGCCUUGCCCCACCCCCGGCACCGGGCGGACGCGGAGCGACCAGCACCCAAGACGCGUGCUCCCUGCGCUCCGUUUGCAAAGCCUUCGCGACAGUGACGGCUGCCGCCCGGGAGCGCACACAGGCUCUGGGCCGGGUGACGCCCCUGCCGACCGCGCGCACGGGGCACGUGGACGCGCAGGGCGGGAGCCCGGCGCGUGUGGGGCGGGGCCGCCGGAGGCAGGUCUGUCUACUGUUUGGUUCUUCUCUGGAUGCUCUUCCCUCUGUUCUGUCCGCUGUGCUGACGAGAAGCCAAGUUGUUUUCUCUUUCGUUCCCCCCACAAAUGUUUUCCCGUUUCAGUUGUGGAAGGACUGUGCCCCAGCAGUAGAAGAGUGACAACAGUGUGUCUCAUGGCUUGAGACACAGCUGCCCUUGCAGUCCAGCAUGUCGCUGUUUUAACAUUUUAUUACACGUUUGGUUAAAAAUUGCAGCUACACGUAUUACCAUGUCGAAGCGGUCGGCUCCUCUUCAUUUUUCUGGAAAUUUUAGGAUCGCAGCGUCCCCAAACCAAAGGCAGCCUGUUCAUUUCAUGUAUGGAUUUCCUCCCUUCAGGCAUCGUAGGUGUGGUCAUCGCCCUGGUUGCUUCUGCUUAAAAGAUUCCUUCUUAAGCCUACGGUUAAGAAAAGCCUUGGCGUUUAUAUUCAGUUAAAAUAAACCUUGGUUAAGAAAACCCAAUGCUUCUAAUUUUGACUUAGUUUCAUACAAUAAAGUCUAUAUGAAAUGU